This is a messenger RNA of Micropterus salmoides (largemouth bass), 1178 nucleotides long. RefSeq names its product nicolin 1 (gene nicn1). The record is from RefSeq and is a predicted model, not a curated record. Bases 264 to 926 code for a protein of 220 amino acids. Gene Ontology annotation, cellular component: nucleoplasm. Lineage: Eukaryota; Metazoa; Chordata; Actinopteri; Centrarchiformes; Centrarchidae. The transcript is spliced from 8 exons.
CGGAAGUAGCAGGGCAGCCUUAGCACAUAAACAUUGUUAGCAUGUCAACAUCUGCGACUUGAAGCAUUUCAGUUUCACUUUUCCUUUUGCUGCUGUUUUACAAACCGAGUCUCGUCUCUGCCAGGAAAGAUAUUUAAAUCAGCUCCAGAGGUCUCUCAGGUGGUCAGGAGCUGCCUGCAGGGGCUUGUGAUGGCGCUGAGGAGACGGAGACAGAAGAGGAAGAAUGUUUCUGAAUUAUUAGACGGGGUCGGACAGUCAGCGAGAUGAAGAUGAGCGGCGGCACCGACACCAUCAAGCCUGUGACCUGCACCAUCAAACCUCCGGUCUACCUGCAGAUCGGAGACGUCAAAACAGACGCAGCGCACUCCGGUGUUUGUGUUGUGGACGUCACCCUCCCGUAUGGACAGCCUGUCAAUAUUGAGGAAAUCACCUUCAAGAACUACUACACAGCCUUUGUGACUGUGCGUUUGUUGCGGAGGGGCCCCAGGCAGGAGGCCCCCGCUAAGUGGUGCACCGCUCUGAGAGACCUGCCUCUGAUGGACAACCCCCACACCGAGGGGGGCUCCCAAGACUACUGCUCCAUCCACAGGACACAGAUGCAGGUGGAGCCGGAUCACGUGACGUCUGUGAGACUGAUCCUGAGACAGCCGUCCUCCGCCUGGCUCACCUUCAGCCUGGAGGAGAUCAAAAUAUACCCUCACGUGGAGCCGGACCCAGAGAAGGAGGUUUCUGAUUGGCUGUCUGACCUGACCCUGGCCGAACAACACCCUGACCUGGAGGGCCUCCCGGACCCCCAGACCGUAUCAUCCAGCAUCCAGCAGAUGUGGGCUCUGACUGAGGUGAUGCAGACCAACCAGACUACAGCCUCCAUCGGACGAUUUGACGUGGACGGACGCUACGACAUCAACCUGCUCUCCCUGACGUAACACGGCCACGAGGAGCUCACUAUGAAGACCGCAGUUCGGUCUGUGAGGGAGCGAUGACCCGUACGAAUGUAUGUUGCCUUGCAGAGAAGAACAAGUAUUAUGUGUGUGUUGCCUUUUUGAACUUUAAUGAGAGAACUAUUUAUUUCUUGGUCAUGACACUUCUCAGAUAAGCUUGCACUCGGGCACGAGCUGGACGUAAUGAGUUUGUUUUUCCUUUCAGGGCAUGUCAAUAAAAGUAAAGCAUUAACUGCA